CUUUAAUCAUAAUGUUGGCAAGGAAAUUAAUAUUGUCUAAUUUGAAUACUACUUGCAAGAGGUUUAUUUCCCAUGAAUCCAAGAAGGGAGGGAAACGUUAUAUACAAACGAUUCCAACUAACAAAUCAAGUACUCCUGAUUUUUAUUCUGGUUUGAAUUAUAGUUUGAAAUCAAAAGGUGAUGAUGGUAAUAAUGCUUCUGUAUCUAGUGGAGGUGGUUCUAAAUGGGCUAAACAUUCGCUAACUUUCCCCAGUUCCGAAUUACCGGCUGAAAAGGAGGAACAACAGAAGUUAAAACAAAAAGCAUCUACUGCUCCAUUGAGAAGAUCAAGAGCUUCUAAAUUUUCCAAUAGAUCCUUAAAAGAUAUUUCUACUCCAUCCGCAUCUUCGAAUGUCAAGACUGACUCUUCUGCAUCACCAAAAUCAUCCACUGCAUCUGAUACCACUACUAAUACUCCAAAUAUAACGGUUGCUAGUGAACCUAGUAUGCCAAAAGUGAAUGAAACCAAAAACAAUACUGCAUCAACUGAAGCUCCUAAGAAGGCUAAGAAACCAAGAAGAGCUUUACGUCCAAGAAAAGCAUUGAUUACCUUAUCACCAAAUGCCGUUGAGCAUUUGAGAGGAUUAUUGGACCAACCCGAACCUCAAUUAAUAAGAAUUGGUGUUAAAAACCGUGGUUGUUCUGGUUUAACUUAUCAUUUAGAAUACGUUACCGAAGGGGGUAAAUUCGAUGAAUUGAUUGAACAAGAUGGAGUCAAGGUGUUGAUUGACUCUAAAGCUCUUUUUUCAAUUGUUGGUUCUGAAAUGGACUGGUUGGAUGAUAAGUUGUCCUCCAGAUUUAUCUUUAAAAAUCCAAAUUCAAAGGGUACUUGCGGUUGCGGUGAAUCUUUUAUGGUUUAAUCAAUUACAUUUUAAUGACUACAUUUUAACGGUUUUCAAUUCUUUUCAUAAUUUAUU
Messenger RNA from Hyphopichia burtonii NRRL Y-1933, 956 nucleotides. It is a transcript of the gene ISA1, whose product is annotated as Fe-binding Fe/S cluster assembly protein. Gene Ontology annotation, molecular function: 2 iron, 2 sulfur cluster binding. Lineage: Eukaryota; Fungi; Ascomycota; Pichiomycetes; Serinales; Debaryomycetaceae. Gene Ontology annotation, cellular component: mitochondrion; cytoplasm. The coding region runs from base 12 to 899 and encodes 295 amino acids. Gene Ontology annotation, biological process: iron-sulfur cluster assembly. The record is from RefSeq and is a predicted model, not a curated record. The transcript has a single exon.